GUUCCGUGGUCGGGACAAUUUUCAUCAUUUUCCCAGCAAUGGAGAAUAGUUUCGUUGCAAACUAGUGGUUCUACUGCGCGUUCAUUGACUUCGCUUAGCGUUUUUAGUGUGAAACAGCGGAAAAAUUGUAGUGAAAAGCGCUUUUUAGCACUUUGCAAAAAAGAAGAAAAGAAAAUUAGUGCUGGCGAAUGAGAAAAUAAUUGCACAGUCCAACGAGUGUGCCAGCCAGGCAGUGCGAUGAAGUUGAAGCGAAGGCAAAGGGACUACUGAGUUUUUUUUUCUUGUAUGAAGCAUUGUGAUUAUUUGAACCUAGAAAGGUUUUUCAUCGUUUCGCAGUAGACCACGAGCCGUGCAAAAAAAUGGUGCCGGGGACAAAGUGUUGAAAAAAGAAAAGUGGCCAAAUGUAGGUAUAGAUUACUGGCUUGUGAAAGAAGACAGUGCGUGCUACUGGGUGAACGAGAAUGCAAAGAUCAAAUCGAAUUGGAAAAGUAAGCGAUUGAUUUAGCGAAGAAAAGUGAGGUUUUCUGGGAUGUUUCGAAAGAUUUUCGUUACCUUACGGUGGUGUUAGGUUGUACAAAGCGAAAAUUUUUGCUUUCGAACUAAUGAAGACGUUAGAGAAAGUUUGUAAAUUCAACCAUAUGCAAAGUUAAAAAGUUGUUUAGUGGCCAAGCGUGCAUGUGUGAGUGAAUCCUAGCGGAGUGUGUGUUUCGCGUAGAAUUAUCUCCGGCAGAGCCGCCGAGCCGAGCGAGCAAAACGUGUGUGCAUGUGUGUGGUUCAGUGCCGUCAGCAGAGAUCGUGUAUGCGUUCGGUGUGAUGGCCGAUAUUUCCACGGAACGAAAUAAUAAUAAAAAUAAUAUUAAUAAUAACAUCAGCCGAAGCCAUCGACGACAGCUAAUGAAUGAAGAAGUGAAACAAGUAAAAUAAAAGAAACAGCCAAGGCAAAAAACAUCAGCAAGCAACAGCGAAGCGAAGACAGUCACCGACAUUCAUUCUAGCAGCGGCGGGAUUGUCCAUGUAAGGACACUACCAGAUACAUUGAGCCGAGUGUGACUGUGGUUGUGUCGAAAGUGCUACGGUUUUGGUGACCACUACCAGCAACGUUAUCACCAAUAAUAACACCGGCGGAGGUAUCAACACGUGCAACAACAAUAGCAACAGCAAGGACAACGGUAGCGGCAGCGGUACCGUCGUAGUUGCGGCCACCUCGGGGGCUAUGGGUGCCCCAUCAAACGGCACCAAGACGGCACAUUCAAAGAUUGCAACCGGAGGAGGUCAUGCCAACACGCAGACCUCCAGCAAGCGGUCGAGCAGUGGAGCCGAUGGCGACUACCAGCUGGUACAGCACGAGGUGCUGUACUCGCUGUCCGCACAGUAUGAGGUGUUGGAGUUCCUCGGUCGGGGCACAUUCGGCCAGGUGGUUAAAUGCUGGAAGAAGGGCACCAGCGACAUCGUCGCCAUCAAGAUUCUCAAGAACCAUCCGUCGUACGCGCGCCAGGGCCAGAUCGAGGUGUCGAUUCUCUCCCGGCUGAGUCAGGAGAAUGCGGACGAGUUCAACUUCGUGCGGGCGCUCGAGUGCUUUCAGCACAAGAACCACACCUGCCUGGUGUUCGAGAUGCUGGAGCAGAACCUGUACGAUUUCCUGAAGCAAAACAAAUUUUCGCCGCUGCCGCUCAAGUACAUCCGGCCGAUCCUGCAGCAGGUCUUAACGGCAUUGUUAAAACUAAAACAGCUCGGUUUAAUUCAUGCGGAUCUGAAGCCUGAAAAUAUCAUGUUGGUCGAUCCGGUUAGGCAACCUUACAGAGUAAAGGUUAUCGAUUUCGGCUCGGCAUCGCAUGUAAGCAAAACGGUGUGCAAUACGUACCUGCAGUCUCGCUACUACCGGGCGCCGGAAAUCAUCCUCGGUUUGCCGUUCUGCGAGGCCAUCGAUAUGUGGUCGUUGGGCUGUGUCGUAGCGGAGCUGUUCCUCGGGUGGCCCCUGUACCCGGGCUCCUCUGAGUAUGAUCAAAUCAGGUACAUAUCGCAGACACAGGGACUCCCAACAGAGCACAUGCUAAAUAGUGCCAGCAAAACGGCCAAGUUUUUCUAUCGGGAUGUGGAUUCGACGUAUCCGUUUUGGCGGCUGAAAACACCGGAAGAGCAUGAAGCGGAAACUAACAACAAAAGCAAGGAGGCUCGAAAAUACAUUUUCAACUGCCUGGACGAUAUAGGUCAGGUGAACGUUCCGACCGACAUCGAGGGAGGUCAACUGCUGGCCGAGAAGACGGACCGGCGGGAGUUUAUCGAUUUGCUGAAACGAAUGCUAACGAUCGAUCAGGAACGGCGAAUAACACCGGGCGAAGCGCUGAACCAUCCGUUCACCACGCUGGCCCAUUUGGUCGACUAUGCCCACUGCAACAAUGUCAAAGCGUCCGUCCAGAUGAUGGAGGUGUGCCGCCGGACGGACUCGAUGAUUCACACAUACAACCUUAGCGUUCAACCCACGACAGCCACCCUGGUGACUAACUUCGUCCCGAAUGCUACGGAGAACAUGACCAUCACGUUCAACAACCAAGUGCAACGAAUCGUUCGCGAGCGAGGUCCCACGUACGACAAUCAUCUGUACCAGAUCUACCGCGGACGGAAUGUGGGUAGCCAGUACAGCAACGGUCGGCCGGAUGCAUUCCAGCAUCAGUUGGUGUCGAGCAUUCUUUGUCCCCCCGGCUACCAGACGAUGCCGAGCCCGACGAAGCACGUGGUCGUGGGCGGAACGUCGAUGCAGCCACCCCUGCAGGUUCCACCGCAGCAGUAUGUCAACGUUCCCGUUCCGGUGUCGAUGGUCGAACCAUCCAGUGGUCAGCGGAUGUUGCUAACCAAUGCGGUUCAACCGAACGUUGCCUGGCCCCAGAGCGGACGCCAGGUGGCGAUAGUGCCAUCGUGGUCACAGCAAACCGGACCGCACUCGCUGAUUGUCGAUUCGGCGCCGUUUCUCAAUGUGGAGGAGAUCUAUCCGAAGCCGCACUUGAACAUCCAGACCAGACACGAACCGAAGAAGGAAUCGCCGGUGCAUCAUUUGGUUGUCUCCCGCCACGACAAGAAGGAAAACAACCAGCUCUCACCGGUGAAGAAGCGCGUCAAGGAGAACACUCCGCCGCACCAGCAGAGGUACAACAAUCGGACUCACAUGUGCCAGCAGUAUCACGAUGUGGGUGGUCCAUCGUCGUCGUCGUCUUCGUUCUACCAUGGUGGUGGUAACAGCAGUAGCAGCAGCAGCAGCAACCAGUUGCAACUUCAACAGCAACAGCAGCAGCAACAGCAAAAUCAGCAGCCAUCAUCGCACCACCAUUCGCAUCAAUCGCAUCAGCAGCAGUCCCAGCAGCAGCCUCCGCCGCCAAUGCAGCAGGCCAGUAGCGGAAGUAGCGGUCAUCAUCACCACCAUCACUACCAGUCGAUGGAGCCCAGCCAAAGCAGCAGUGGCAGUGGCGGUUUGGGAUCGAACAAUGUACAAAUUCACCAUUCGUCAUCGUCGUCGUCCUAUGGAGGCGCUGGUAAUAGCAGCAGCAUGAUGAUGGGUGGAAGUGGAAGCAUUUACCACAGUUCUAGCAGUAACCACCAUCACGGUGGAAGCAGCAGCAGCCACAUACACCACAGUCACAGCCACAGUGGCGGAUUGAACAGCAAACAGCAGACGAUUACUAUCCACGACACGCCAUCACCGACGGCGGUCAUUACAAUCUCGGAUAGCGAGGAUGAAACACCGGAAGUCAAGCAGCAACAACAGCUAUCCAAUAGCUCCAAGUCACAACAGCAUCAGUCGACUAGUAUGUGUGGCGGAGGGCCAGGAACCAGUAGUGGUCAGCAUCUUCGAGGACACCCAUCUUCUAUCAGCGGAGGCGGUGGUAGUUCUUCCUCUUCCUCGAAUCAAUGUAGAACAAAUAUGGGUAUGAGUGGCAACAUAGGCGGAGGAAGCAGCAUGAAUUGUGGCAUCAAACAAUCCUCAUCAUCAUCGAACAUUCAUCACUCAGCCUCGUCAUCGUCGCUUAUUGCACUGAGCCAGCAACCACCACCUCCGAGUAGCAGCGGUUCUCACCAUCAUUCGUCCCAGUAUCACAUGCAGCAUCCACCACAACCACAUCUGCAUCCUCACCAGCUGCAGCAGCAGCAACCGUCACAGCAUCAUACUAGUGUGAUCAGCAGUGGAAGUCAAGCUGGUGGUAACAGCAUAUGUGGUGGAGGAGGCAGCAGUGGCAGCAAUACCGGAACUUUGUCCGGUAGACAAAGAAAGAGCACUGCUGUGGCUUCCACAUCGACAGCCUGCGUUACUGUGGGCGACAGCGAUGGAGAGAAUGAUAGACGCAUUACACCUAAACAUCAAACUAUCAAAUACGAACAACAUGUCGGUCAGUCGCAAAAGAAGAGAUUACUAGCGAUGGCACAGAACGAAUGUCUUCUAUCCUCAACGAAUCAGUUGCACGUGCCGAAACAGGAACCAACCGAGUUUAUCGCUUACGAAUACCCUCAGGUAGACAAACGCUCUUCGUGGGCUCCACCAGGUUCUUCGUCGCACUAUAGUGGAAAUGGAAGCAGUGGCAGCGGUCAUAAGCGGGAACCAUCCAACUAUAUGCCAUCAGCUUCGUCGUCGUCAUCGAUCAACCAGAGUGGCAAUGGCGGCGGAAGCAGUAUGAUGUGCGGCAACAGCAUGGGCGGAUCGGCCAUCGUGGCUGCUCCUCCGCACGCACACGCCAAGAACACUCCAACGGGCAGUGGAUCAUCGUGGGGAGCACCGGUCUACAGGCAGCACCAACAGAGCUCAAACACUCCGCUGGGAAGCUCACCGGGGGCCAUUCUGCAGCAGCAGGAUAUCUACGCCCAGGGUGACAUCUAUCGGCGAUCGGCGGUCUUCGUGUCGCAGGCACCCUAUCAGACGUACAACCGGGUGGUGCCACCGCCGGCUCAUAACGCUUCCAGCAGACAGGUUCUUCCUACGCAUCCCCUUCCGGCGCACAUUCAGUUCCCGACACAGUACAGCCAGUUCGGUCCGCUAAGCCCUGCGCAGAUUGCCAGCAAACAUUACGCCUGGUUUGGGGAGUAAGAAAAAUUCCGGCGAAUAUCCCUAAAACCGUGUCGCACUGAGAUGACUGGGAAAACCAACAACCCCAGCACAACCUAAUGGAAGCAAAUCAAGAUUGUUAGAAGAAGCAGAAGAGCAGUUGAAAAUUUUUACCCCGCGGUACUUGGAGUACCGCGUUUUUUUUCUUUUUCUAGUAUUUUUGUGAGAGUAAUUUUCCUGCAUAAUGAUAUAUUUUUAGACAUUUAUGCAUUGUAAAGCGCUGUCUUAACUGAGACUUAUCAGGUUAUAUUAGUACAUUAUAUACAUGUUUCCUUGUCGUUUCCGUUUGUUUUUCUCGUGGGAGAGAAAAAAAAAUUACACUCACAUUAGAUGCUAGGAGCGUGCGCAAAAGCUGCAAAAAUACAGACACAAUAACUAUUAGUUUAGGGCUUUAUUUGUUCGUUUCAACAAUUUACUAUUGUCACCAUAAUUACGCUAAACUAAAAACAACAAGAAAUCGUAGGCCGUAGGGAUGAAAUUCAUCAUUUUUAAUCACCUUUCCCUCCUCUCGUAAACUAGUUAGAGGUUAUAUACAUAACGUACAUACACGCAGGAAGUAAAUCUAUACGUUGAAUACACGAUAAACAGUUGCUGAAAGAGUUAAAACAAACUUCCUAGGAUGAUAGGACAACAAUGUGUAGUGUCUAAUAGUAUUUAGGAGCCGCCAGCCCUCUUCCGGUUUGCUUUCUUACGAAAAAGUACAUGUGAAAUUCAGUGCGGGAGGGGAUGCGCGAGCUAAAUGUGAUUUUUAUCUAAUACUUAGAUGUAGUAAGAAAUUGUUUGGAUUAAUUAAUGCUCCAACCAUGCCACGCCGCUAACAUUAUUGCAACUUUCGGCAUUGUUGUAACACAGAAAGGAAAGAAAUCAUUAACCGAUGAUGAUCAGUCAGUCAGUCAGUCAGUCAGAGAGAAGAAGUGUGCGAAACGAAAAAUCAGCAUGAGUUUUCUUUUUUUUUUAGGUCGACCACAAUUUAUAUUAUAAUAGAUCUCACCGUUUCCUGCCCUUCCUCUAGAGGCGCAUCGUCUGCUAGCCUAGGCGUCGUUUGUCGGCCGCUGAAAAGCGCUGUAUUGUAUCUUUUCCCGCUUCCGGAGGAAAAUUUGCUAGCGACGGAAAACUGAAAAGAACACACACACACAACCGACAGAAAACACAAGACACCUUGCUAGGUUCAUAGUUUUUAGUUUUUUUUUUUUGGUUUUUGUAAAUAUAGGAUAGUUCCACGGAGAAGGAAGGAGGAGGAAAGCAGCAAAAGAAAAAAAAAUACUGAAACAAUAAUAUAUUUUUGUGCAUAUUUUAUAUUUAUAUAUCAGUAGUCAGCAAAAAAUCAAAUAGAAACAAGUACUAAAGGUUAAAUUCGAUCGAUCUUGGAAAUCAAAGGCACAGUGGAAUACAAAACCGUAUUUGGACAGGGGAUAAAUAUAAUUUUUGUAGCAGAUGGACUGAUGAUUGAUUUGUUUGAUUAGCUGGUUGAAGCUCUGCAAUUGUACUACUCGGAGGAGAUUGUUAAGUUUUUAAUGGUUCUUCUGACACUGUCUAACAGAAGGACAUAUGUACAGAAAAUUUUGGUUCAGGCGAUGGGAAAUAGUUAAAUCAAACGGAAUCGGUUUCAUAUUUUGUAAACGAAUGCUAACGAAAAGCUCCAAAGUAAUGUCAUUUUUACACAAUUAACAGCAACAGUUUGGUUUGCAGUUUAGGAAAGGGCGUUUUAAUAUUGUGUGAGUUGUCACAGUGGCAGGGAUAUUCUGCUCGUAAAUUUACUGUCUCCUAAAUUCCAAGGUUAUAAUCUGUUUAGGAAAGUUUGUCUGUUUGAUCAAAAUAAUUCUUCUAUUUCAUAUAAAUUGAUGCUCUUAAGGUGAAAUUUUAUCUAAAAUUUUGUUAAAAAUUCUAUUCCAGUCCCACCCUAUUCUCACAUUACUUUCUAGCAUCCAGCGCCGAGAGAAUCACUCCGGUAGGCAGUUGUGAAGAUGCUCUGCCAGCGUAUUAUCAACGUUAGUUCUGCGCUAAACUGUCCUAUGUAUUGCAAAUGCGUAGAAAUACAAUAUCGUCAGUUCAAAAACUUUGAACAGAAAAUAAAAAAAUAAAACAGAAGCGAAAAGCGAAUAUACAAAUUGCCUUAUACAAAUAUAACAAAUUAUCGUAUUAAUUAACUACUAACUGUAUUCAGAUAAAAAAGAAAAUAAAACAGAAACAGAACAAACUGUGCAUGAGGUAGAGCAAGCAACACAUGAGUGUAUGUAAAAUAUUCGAAGUGAACCACAAACAAUAAGCUGGUGCGGUGUUACGUAGAUAGCCAGCUUCCCCUAGAUAGAACUGUUUAGCUUUCCUUCUGUAAUUAUUAAAUGAUUGUAAAAAAAAACACACACACAGACAAACAAUUACGAAACCAGAAUUGGCGUUUUCCCCCGAUUCAGAUGCGUGUAUAAACCGAAGCAAGAUUAUACUCGUUUUUAACGUUUUCAUAUUGUGAUUUAUUGAAUUGAAACUAUCGUGUACACAUACUUUUAGGUUUACGAAGGCUAUAAUUUUGCAAUUCUUAUUUUUUUUUCGGGUGGCGAUUGUUCACAUUAGCUUAUAUAUGCAAUUACUUUUACUUGUUCUUUUUCUUAUCUCAACUCAUUAGUUGCAAGUUGAUUCGUUUUUAACAGAAAUAAUAAUAAUCACUGUUGCGUACACUCCAGAGGAUUAUAAUCACUACAAAGUAUAAGCAACAAUAACACAUAAAAGAAUGGAAAAAUAAACACAUACACACUCACACACUUUACUAAAUAAUAAUUCAAUCAAUUUAGAGAGACUGGAAAUUUCUAUAAAUAUAUAUUAAAAUAUCAAUUAGGUUUUAUGUGAAACUACUAUUUUGUACGGCAAAUACCGGUAUAACGACAAACAAAUGCUAUUAAUUACUCUUACCUACUAUUAUUAUAAUUAUUCUUAUCAUUAUAAUCAAAGUAAUCGGUUGGUCAAGAUUUACCUAUAAUUAAAGCUAAUUGCGAGAGCCGCGCUCACUUUUUUUUAAACUAAAAAAAAACACAGAACACAUACACACUCACAGCCAAGCGCGCGUGCAUGCAUGCAAACUGCGAGAGAUUAUAGUAGUGGUUGUUUCUGGUGUAGACUUAGCCGGUAAUUAACGGAGAAAGUAAGCAAACAAACAAACAAAGCAAAACAAAACAAAAACAGUCAACGUAAUAACAUUUUUUUUCGCUAAUAUAACUUGUUUCACCCAGGCAGAAGAAGACAGGCCAACAACUUUUUGCAAGUCAGUAACUUUUAACGCGCGCGGUAACGUUUAGUUUAGUCAGUGCAGUUUAUAAUCGAGUAUCUAUAUAAUAGUAGGGGGUUUCUAAUUUUCCAUUUACUUUUUAGCCAUCAGCCAGCCAGCAAAAGCCAGCCGCAGCCGAGCGAGCGAUUCGCGCUGCUAAGAGUUAAGUGAGUUAGACUGUCCAGCCAGCCAGCUAAGAAUUGCGAUGAUUAUUAUGAAUCGGUGUUGUGAAGUAGAGAGAUAUUUAGCUAGAAGGUAGAAAACAUAGAAAGUGAAGCGCUGUUCUUGAAAAAUUACAAUUAUCACGGAUUAACUAAUGAAAUAGCCACUGACUGAUGGGGUUUUUGUAUCGUAUAGAGUUAGGGGUAUUUUCUUUGAACAAACAUAUGGCUUUCCGUUGGCGCGCUUCAGUUUCACUGCGUAUGGUUCGUUUCAGAAGACGGUAAUUUUUUUCUUUUUGUUGCAGUGGAUUGCAGUUUGGUAGGAAGAUAAUCCCUAAUUGCCUUUCGUUCUUCUCUUUGUCACAAGUGUCAGUAUCAGUUUAGAUUUGUCGUUUUUUAUUUCACUGGAUUCAGUUUACUAAUCUAUAUAUUGGUACAGUGUAAUUUGGUAGAAUGAAAUCGUCACGCCCACCCCCGCUGGAUGCGGGGUUCUAAUAUUACAGUAUGUGUUUAGGGAACAAACUUGUGUAUGUGUUAGUAGUUUCUUUUUUGCUGGUUCAUUUUAUUAAUAACUAAUAAUGCCUUAUUCUGAGUAUAUGGAUUAUAUAUGCAAACAUUUUAUAUGAAACAAAAGGGAGUUAAAAAACUAGUUACAAAAAAUACAAAUGCUGAACAAAACAGUAAUGCAAUUAA
Molecule: messenger RNA, 9196 nt
Organism: Sabethes cyaneus
Lineage: Eukaryota; Metazoa; Arthropoda; Insecta; Diptera; Culicidae
Gene: Hipk
Product: homeodomain-interacting protein kinase 2
Exons: 12
Coding region: 1214-5068 (1284 amino acids)
Biological process (GO): peptidyl-serine phosphorylation; peptidyl-threonine phosphorylation
Cellular component (GO): nucleus; cytoplasm
Molecular function (GO): protein tyrosine kinase activity; ATP binding; protein serine/threonine kinase activity
Source: RefSeq, a predicted model, not a curated record